AUGACUCUUCAACCUCCAUUCGCACUCUUCGUCCUUGACAAAGAUAUUACAAAUGAGUAUCUCAAUAACAGCCUAGUGCGCGCCUAUAACGGAGAUUAUCAAUCUGGUUGGAAUCUCUGGGUUGCAACUGACUCGUACGACGAUUUGCCUCCACCACAACAAACCCAUCAGCCACCUCCGGAAGCGACUAAACCCCCACUUCCAGCGGAUUUCUCAUCGCCAUGGGUGGGCAAGACCGUCGAAGACUGCGCGAAGUGGCUGCAAGAGAUGCCUGUGCAGGAAGGAGUCUACGCAGAGAGCGUAAAUAGAGACUACUUCACGGCCAUGAAUGAGUUCUCGAAAGAAGAGGACAUGGUUUUGGUGUGCCGCUUUCAAAAUAAGGACAACGGUAAUACCAGGGUUGACUAUUUUCCACAGUCCACGGACGAGGUCCAGAUGCAGAUGUGGACUAACUUAGGUUCAAAGUUUGACGAACAGGCCAGUAAUUAUCGAGAUGCGAGGAGGUUUGAGGAUAAUAAGCCUGACAGAAGCAAGUUCAAGUCCGGCGGCCCAUACUAG
Cucurbitaria berberidis CBS 394.84 is the source of this 558-nucleotide messenger RNA. RefSeq lists its product as uncharacterized. Lineage: Eukaryota; Fungi; Ascomycota; Dothideomycetes; Pleosporales; Cucurbitariaceae. The record is from RefSeq and is a predicted model, not a curated record. Bases 1 to 558 code for a protein of 185 amino acids. The transcript is spliced from 2 exons.